Polistes dominula (European paper wasp) is the source of this 1138-nucleotide messenger RNA. Its product is annotated as pfs47 receptor. The record is from RefSeq and is a predicted model, not a curated record. NCBI's taxonomy places the organism in Eukaryota, Metazoa, Arthropoda, Insecta, Hymenoptera, Vespidae.
CAAUCCACAAUCAAUCCUCGGUAUGUCUAUAAUAAAAUGAAGAAUAUAAAUAUAAUAUGUGUAUACGUAUCUCUUUAAAAAAUGACGUCAUUUUGAAACAACGAUGAUGAAUCAGAACGAACAAAUAACUGUACAAAUCGUCUGGAGGGAACAAUAAACCGGAUAGGAGGAUCCUAUACAAUCCCGAAUUGUGUCUUGUUUUGUAAUUUUACCAACCUAAAUAUAUGAAAGAAACACUUAAUGAUAAAUGACGUCGUAAACCAAACUAUCGAUCGAAGAUGUUUAUUCAAUAUUUAAAAACAAAAAACAAAAAAAUGGGUGAAUAAGUAUGAAAGCAAAAAGAAAAAAAGAAAAAAAAAGAAGAAAGCAAAUAUAUUCACAUUAUCGAUGUUAUACCAUAUACAUAACAGGCACUUAUGUUAGUUCAAAGAAUACUAUCUGUAUUUCGCUUAAAAGUAACUCAAACAAGUUGGUAGAUAAGAUUACAGAAGUUUUUAAUCUCUAAUAAGGUGUGUUAGGGGAAUCCAAAAUCAUUCGGUGUUGAAAUUUCAACAACGACGCGUGCUAAAUAUCAAAAUGCCAGCUUAUAGAUGGAUUCAUCGGUCGGCGGGAUUAUCAAUACCCGAAACAGCUGUUGUUGGUGGACGUGACAUAGAUGGAAGUACCAUUUAUGUUGGUAAAGCUUAUCACGAAGGUGAUAUACUUCCAGCCAAAGUAAUUCCUGACAAAAAUGUUGCUUAUGUUUGUUACAAUGGCGAGGAACAUGCCAAAUCUGAUUUUGAGGUAUUAUGCCAAAGCGAAUACGUAUGGGAAUUUUGCAGUAACGGAUCAAUUCCUGCGGAUGCUGUAGCUGGUGGAGAAACACGCGACGGUGAAACAUUAUACAUUGGUCGUGUCCUUCACAAUGGUUCUCAAACAAUUGGCAAGGUUCAACCCAGUCACGGUUGUCUUUACAUUCCUUUUGACGGUGAAGAAUUAUCCUUCAAGGAUUAUGAAGUUCUAGCCAUUCGUUAAUAUUAUUCAUUUAAUCGUAUAUUUAUAUUAUAUAUGAUUAUAUGAUGAUAUAAUUAACAGGUUAAAAAACAAAGGAAUCAAUUUAUCCAUUGGAGUUGUUUGAAUUUUUUUUUGUAUACCAAAA